Messenger RNA from Gekko japonicus, 2764 nucleotides. RefSeq names its product ring finger protein 114 (gene RNF114). Bases 53 to 736 code for a protein of 227 amino acids. Gene Ontology annotation, biological process: protein polyubiquitination; ubiquitin-dependent protein catabolic process. The record is from RefSeq and is a predicted model, not a curated record. The transcript is spliced from 6 exons. Lineage: Eukaryota; Metazoa; Chordata; Lepidosauria; Squamata; Gekkonidae. Gene Ontology annotation, molecular function: ubiquitin protein ligase activity.
CGCGGAGCGGUUGGGAGCUCUUGGGUGUCGUUGGCGGAAGCGGCGGUCCAAGAUGGCGCUGGCCGAAGCUGGUGCUCGGUUCCCUGAGGGGGCGCCGGCCGCUGAGAGGCUAGACCCGCUUUCUCGCUUCACUUGCCCGGUCUGCUUGGAGGUGUACGAGAACCCCGUGCGGGCGCCUUGCGGCCAUGUCUUCUGUAUGCCGUGCAUUCAGGAAUGUCUUAAGCCGAAAAAGCCAGUUUGUGGAGUUUGCCGCAGUACCCUGUCUAACGGCAGCAGAGCUUUGGACUUGGAAAAGCAAAUUGAAAUGACAGAGACCACUUGCAAUGGCUGCAGUAAAAAAAUGUAUCUCUCAAAGCUGCGUAGUCAUGUCGCUUCUUGCUUGAAAUACCAGAACUACAUAAUGGAAGGUGUUAGAGCUGUGACUAAAGAUCCACCACAGGAUACAAGGAGUGUUCCGAAUAGGUUUACGUUUCCAUGCCCUUACUGCAGUGAGAGAAACCUGGACCAGGAAGGACUGGUAGAACACUGCCGAAAGUAUCACAGCCUGGACACAAUGCGAGUGGUCUGUCCAAUUUGUGCAUCAAUGCCAUGGGGUGACCCAAGCUAUAGAAGUGCUAACUUCAUGGAGCAUCUUCAGCGACGGCAUCGGUUUUCUUAUGAUACUUUUGUUGACUAUGAUGCUGAUGAAGAUGAUAUGAUUGCUCAAGUUAUGAUGCGUUCCUUGAGGGAUCAAUGAACAAAACAAGACAUAAACUCUUUAAUAUUUGGCUUCCAUUAGGGGAAAAUGUAUCCCAGACACUUCUUACCCCAACAUUCUCUGGCAUCCAUAAAGAGAAGAGUCCAACUUCAUUAUGUUUUGCUUCGCUGCUUAUUUCUCUCUAGUGACCUUGCUCAUACACUGCAGGGAGCAUUUUGUUCAUUCUUUCUUACUUGAGGAUACUUUCAGUUUGUGUCGCUUUCUUCCAUUUCAGCCUCUUCCCGAGUUCUCCAAACUAAACCUCCUGAAGCAUUGCAAUAAUUUUAGCCUGCAAGCAGCCUUUUAAAAACUGUAUAGUUCUCUUUUGAAUAUGGAUCAAGUGUUAGAAGCUAGAUAUUUUGCCGGGCAUUUGACAGUUCUGGUUAUUGGCCUCAGGUGUCAAACAGGUUUGCGUUCUUUGUCUAGGAGAAUGGUGAGCUUGACUGCCUGCUGAGAGAUACAGACACUGUAAUCAGCCCGUAAGUCUCUAAGCACAGUGUCGUAUUUCCAUAGCAGGCUCAUAUUUUGAUUUAAUAACUUGACGGGACCUUCCAUGGGCUUGGAGGGAAUCAGUUUAGGGCAGUCCUGUUUGUCACUACUUGUCCACCACUAAUGCCAAGUGUGACUUGGGUGGGGUUUUUUUGCAAGACAGAUGAAUUCAAACAGGUUAAUGUCAUGUUUGGUUUCCUAAGCUCAAAAAUGCCCUUGUAUAUUUCUACCUCUAUCUAGAAUUGAACACAAUUUGACAAUGGCAAGUAAGUUAACUUCUGAUAUCCUUAGACAUAGCAAAUUCUGGACUUCUGAGUUCCAAGAAAAGCAUCAUUCAAUUUAUGCUUCUGUAUGUAAUAGAAAGAUGUCAUAUGUGAAAAGUUCCCUGCGAAGAAUUCAGUGUCCAUGUGUUGAAAUUGGUGUCUGUGCCCACAUUUUGAUUUGUUUUUUUCUGCUGUAGUUGAGAAGGCUAGCAGUCCAGUGAAUCAGGGGUCUGAUUAUCAGUCAGUUUUGAUACCUAAAGACAACUACUGGCUUAAAUACUGGGGGGGGGCAUGUCUGAAUGCACUGCCGUAUAGUAGUCUGAACUACUGCUUUGUCCUGAAUAACCGGAAUUUUUAAUGGAUGUGUAAAUCUUGACUUAUGGUGGAACAUUCAGAAGUUAUGUUCACUGUGCAAAAAUAGAUGACCUGGUAUCAGACAGUAUGAGAACUGGGCUAAAGAUUGCUUAAGCAGUUGUGUUGGAGGCAUCUGAAGCAGUUCAUUGUGUGUAUUAACUGCCUUCUGAUUACUGUUGUGACAAACUGCCCCCAGAGUGUGUGCUUGCAGAGCUGGCACAAAUCGGAACGCACAAUUCAGCCUGACAGUCCUGUUUUGAAAUUGAGACUGAAGACUAUGCAAGCUGUUGGACAAUGUAGCAUUUUGUGGACUUUCAGCUGUCUCAUCUUUGGUUCAUAUGGCUUGAGUAUCUUGACCACUGGAAUGACCUGCACUAGCAAUCAACAUGCUACUUUUCAGGAAGUGCUCCAUUUGUAGAUUGACUGAACUGAUUUUAAAACUGUAUCCAAAAUCCUGUGUUUUUUAACCAUCUUUUCUUGCACUGAACCAUUCCAGUAGUGGUAAUUUUUGGUGAGAUUGGUCAACAUACAAAGUGUGCCCAUUGUUGGUCAACAUACAAAGUGUGCCUAUUGUGUCAUGGGACAUUUCAGUUCCCCCCCCCUCCUUCCUGCCAUAGUCUUCCUGUGCCCCCCAGAAGUGUCUCAUGGAUGUCAGGAGGGGGGAAUCAGUGGCAUUCAGUAUCAUUGGGGAAGGUAGAAACGGCAGCUGGGGAUGGUAAUCUGUACGUAUGCAGAAGAAUUUCCGCAUGUGCGUUGCGUGGAUCCCGGCAACUCUUCUUGCUGUUUCAGCAAAUGACAAUGUCCUGCAGAACUUAUAGAAACUGGGUCUCCUAAUACACAAGCAUAUCUGACUACUUUGUUCUCAUAUUCUAAGUGCACUUCUAGCAAUUUUAAUAAUUUUAGAACUUCGAAAGUAUCUUGU